Messenger RNA from Sander lucioperca (pikeperch), 4045 nucleotides. It is a transcript of the gene otoa, whose product is annotated as otoancorin. The coding region runs from base 192 to 3617 and encodes 1141 amino acids. Lineage: Eukaryota; Metazoa; Chordata; Actinopteri; Perciformes; Percidae. Gene Ontology annotation, cellular component: cell surface. The transcript has 29 exons. The record is from RefSeq and is a predicted model, not a curated record. Gene Ontology annotation, biological process: cell-matrix adhesion.
CAUCAGUACCAUGCACCUGCUUUAACUGAGGACAGGUAACCACCCAGCCAACUCACAUCAGACGUGAGAGAGAGGCAGAGGAACAACACGCACAUCUUCACUUUGUCGAUAUCCUGCUUUUUAAAUUGCGUUGUUUCUAGAAUCUACCAGGGAGCAGACGCAGAUUCUGCAGGCAGGUCUUUUUUUUUAUCAUGGCCACAAAAGGAAGACCAUUUUUCUUUCUACUCAUCAUGACCUGUGAAGUUUUGGCCACCCCACCAAAAGAGUUGCCUGCAAAUAAAUGUGACUUCACAGACAUGGCCCAAAAUCUGAUAAGGAAGUGCCUAAUGAAGGGAUACCCGGCGCCUAUGUUGAUGCAGCUGAAAACUAUCUUCAAUAACAGUGACUUGCCUAUGUCAUACAGAAACUCUAAGCAAUCCGACACCCUCAUAUCUACAUUUGUCAAUGUCAUGCAGUCAGUCUUUCCUGAUGGAGCCAACAAAAACCCACAAGUCGAUAAAAUGACAAACGAUAUGUGGAAUUUCAGCAAUCUUCCAACCAUGAUCAAGCUGAUGAGGAACUCCUCUGUGGCAUCUGCAUGUUACAUGCAAGCAUUUGUGGCCCCUCUGUCCUGGGCAACUUUGACCUCACAGAGUGGAAACAACAUGACCUUAGACGACUAUGACACACUGCUGUGGGCUGCCAAACCUGCGCUGCAGGGUAUGCCUUUAAGAGAAAUGAACCUUCCUACCAAUGUAGGAAUGCGCGAACACCUGAAAAAGAUGAUGGAGAUGCUGAGGGAGGUGUAUGGUGACAUGUCUAUAGACCAAAGGACUGAAGUGGUAAAAUGGGGAAAAGAGCAGAUCACCCAGAAUUACUUCAACUGUACAAUGAUCCCACCAUGUAACUCCAAAUCAAUGCCAAUGCAGUGCUGCAAACCUGGAAAACUGGAAUGGCUGAACUUGGAUGCGUUGAACAUGAUGGGACCUUACGUCACCCGUUUAGCACCAAACGAUGUUGAUUCUUCUCCCAAAGAACAGCUGUGUGCAUACUUCCGCUCAGCCAAGUUCAAAUCUGCCACGAGUAUGACCACUGACAUGAAACCCAGCCUGGGCGAGAAGUUUUUCCAAAAAUUUCAAGGGUGCUUUGGUGGAAAGACGUUUGCUGAGAAUGUGGACAAGCUCGGCAUACUGGCCUGUCAUUAUUCCGCUGCUCUAGACUUGACUCCUGACUUCAGCCGGAAACUCCUCUCUGAGCUUAACAACUGCGAUGAUGGCAGCAAUCCCAAAAUCACACAGCUGAAGAAGGCUCUUGUCAAGUCUGUGAUGUCAAAUGCCAGCAGCGCUGAAGCAUUACUCGGGCUCGGUAGCAGCGUUAACUUGCUGUCUUCCAAACAACUGUCCGAGAUCCCUGACAAAGUUCUCAAGGAAUUUGUCCAAAACAACACCGUCCCAUGGAAACGAGGCCAGCGGCGCACCCUGGUCCAGAAACUGCUGGGCAAAGAGUGUAAAACAGUGUCCGGUAAGGACCUGAUAGCCCUUCAAUCAGUUGCAGAAGAUUUGCCAAGCUGUGUGCUCAAGCAUGUCAAGGAGAUCCUGAAUGAUACAGAGGGCCUGAAGAACAUCUCUAAGCGGAUGAGGAAGGGGCAGCUGAUGGCCAUGCUGCAGGGGCUACUCCGAGACGUGGUUCCCUCAGAGCUGGUGCAGAAAAUGUCAGGCCCUUUGCUUCGUAGCCUUCCUCUAAACAAGUUGGACAAAGCAAACAUCACCUCUUUGAACCAAGUGGUGGAUAAAAUGUGGAAUCGGGCACAGGCAGCUUUCCUGGCAAAAAAGAUGCACAAUCAAAAUAUGCUUCAAUGGAGGCUGGGUUCAGUCCUUCAGGGAGUAACCUGUAAGAUGAUCGACAAAGUAGCAGACAAUGACACGCAAGCCAUGAUUCAGGCCAUCUCAGAGACUCCACAGUGGCUCUCCAAAGUGCAGGCAGGGUGUGUUGCCCGAAAGCUUUUUGCGACUUUGGAGAAAAAGAGAACCGACUACUUCAAAACCAUCACUGAGGCGGAGAUGAAAAACAUUCCCACAUACUUACUUCCUCACCUGCCGCCUUUGAAGGUGAAGGAUUUGCCCGACUCUGUGUGUCCUGUCUUCCUCGACAAGAUGAACGAGGCCAACCUGAGCUCAUUACCUCAACGUUCCCCGUCUCGCAAUGCACUUACCCAGAGAGCUCUGCUUUGCCUGGCCAAUGGGAAAAACGUAUCUGAGCUGACCAAUGAGGAUGUGUCCAGGCUUGGACCGCUUUUGUGUGAGCUUCAGCCAUCCCAACUGCUCUUCAUGGCCCCUGAUGUCUUCAACUCCAGCCUCCAGGCCAUGGCUUCCUGCCAGCACAUUCCUCAACGCCACAGGGCAGAUAUAAUUCAGCUGGUCACGCAGACUUUUGGGGAUCCAUCUAAUUGGUCAGCUGAGACUAUGGAAGCACUGGGUCCUCUCCUCCUUUUGGAUGACAAUGCCACAUCUGUUCUGCCCAAUAAGCCUUGGAUGAAGGAUGUUCUCUAUUUCCUGAAGUUGAGCCUGAAACAGACCUCCGACGCCCUGAGAAAGAAAGUCUUCGGCCUCAUCACCACCACCACAUCAAAUGCAGCGCGUAAAAAGAGAGCAGCCAACAGUAAUGAUGGUAAAGCACUCACUGUGGAGGUGAUUGAAGAAUUGGGAAUGGACAACGUCUACUGGACAGCCGCACAGCUGGAUCAGAUGUCAGCCGAAACCUUCCUUGCUACUUUAGAAACACUUGGCGCCGUCUCUGGCUAUAAUGCAGAUCAACUGGCCAUACUAAAAAAAGCAACUAAGAUAUUUGGCGCAGUGUCACAGAUGAAUGAGAGUGUGGUGAUGCAGAUGGGAUGUUUAGCUCAGGGCUUCUCCAACGCAGAACUGGAGAAGCUCCCCUUCUCGCUGGAUGCUCUGGAGGAAAUUGCCCACUGUGGCUGGGAUGAGUCACAGAUGAAGGCGGUGUGGAAGGGUGUUGCUAAAUAUAACAACCUGACAGUGCAGCACCUGGAAGCAGAAGACAUAGUAGCACUGAACCAGUUCAUCUGUGGCCUAAACUCCAGCGAGAUCAAGCAGCUCAACAUGGCCGCCUUCAAGGACGCUGUGGGCUCAGUGGGUGGUGUUCAUUGCUCCUUCAAUGUUACACAACAGUUGAAAAGUCUUGCUGUGUCGGCAUUUGGAAAUCCCAACAACUGGAAUGAAGCACAAGUGUCUGAGCUGGGCAACAUUGUUGCUGGAUUGGAUGCAACAGAGUUGGCUUCUUUAGACCCGUCUGUCUUCUCAUUUCUCAGCGAGUCCUGCAUCCCGUUCAUACCACCACACAACUUAGCUGCACUCUCUGUUGCUCAGCUGGUGGCUCUUGGACCUGACAACGCUGCCAUGGUAACAAGUGAACAACAUGCUGCCUUGAGAGAUGAGCAGCUGGUUGCUCUUGACAGGGCCAUGACUGAGCAGCUGGUUGCUCCUCAAAGGGACGUGACCAGUUCACCAGCGUCAACACAAAUACCUGCCAAGUCAGGAGCUCCGUCGCUGAGUGUGGAGGGGAUCUCAGCCUUCAUGAAGCCCCUUCUGUUUCUCCUCAUGGGCUUCCUGCUGCUGUGAGAACAGAGCGCCACCACAUCCAACUGCAAAACUAACAGGAGCUUUAGCACUUGUGACAUGUAAUUCUUCAAGUUUGUUAUUUUGUGUUGAAUACAUUUUUCUCAUAGAUUGUCUGAGAUCAUUUGUGCGUGAGCGGUGGUUGUUCUUAACAUAAGCAAGUACACAACAUAAUCAUAUGACCAGUUAAGCCGUGUAAGGUAUCUUUAUUAUUGCUUUAAAAUAUUCUGUUUCUAUACAUUUAUAAGAAAGUAUAUUUUAAUAGAAUGAAGAGGAAUAUUUACUGUUUGACACUCUGAUGUCCUCUGUGUGGGAUUUUUAUAUGAUACUGUACUCACAAAAUUUCAAAUGAUUAAACGGUAACACUUUACUUGAAGGUAUCUACAUAAGAGUGACACAUGACACUGUCAUGACACAGUCAUGACACAUGA